This is a messenger RNA of Tremella mesenterica DSM 1558, 783 nucleotides long. RefSeq lists its product as uncharacterized. The record is from RefSeq and is a predicted model, not a curated record. The coding region runs from base 1 to 783 and encodes 260 amino acids. The transcript is spliced from 8 exons. Lineage: Eukaryota; Fungi; Basidiomycota; Tremellomycetes; Tremellales; Tremellaceae.
AUGACAAACAAUGAUGGCAACAGCAGCGCGAAUGCUACCAGACCCCACUUCCUCAAUACCCGAACUAUGUCAGCCACAGCCAUUGCCAAAAGCAUACUCAAUACCUCCAGGCUGCACACCAAACCCGAUCGCACCAAUGUGAUCGGCGAAACUUCACGUAUGAGGUUGGAAUCGAUGCCCUACUCCAAGGAUGGUGGUGAAGAGUCUUGGUGCCAUUACAUGGCCCCGAAGUCGAAUAUGACGCCUACAGGUGCGUUAGGUAUCGUGACGGUCAAAACAGAUGGAGUCAUCCACCUCGUUCUCACAGUGCAAAGUCGUCCUGCUACACGUCAUCAUACAAUUGAGUUUUUUGGAGGGUCUACAGAAGCCGUGACGGAUGAUUCCAAAGAACCUGAUCCUGAAGAGCUUGGUCUUGAGACCGCUGGUCGGGAAACAGAAGAAGAAGGAGGUUUCAAACUUCCGCGAGAUGGAGACGAUAGUGGAAAAUACCGCACCAGUCAGACCUCGGGUCUUGUUUGUAGGAACCCGGCGACAUCUACUGAAACUGGUUAUUUGGCUAUUUUUGAGUUGUCAAAUAUGGAUGAAUGUGACCAAAAACUAGGCACGCAUGAAGAUUGUCAAACAAUACUCAUACCACUUGAUGGCGUGGUCAAAACCCUGAAGGUAUUUGACAAAGAAGGAAUCAUGGUAGACUCAACAGUCAUGACAUUUGCUAUGGCAUAUGAGUUUGGCCUCCGCAUUGGCCUGUUGCAUUCUCAUCAGACCUCGAUGUCACGACUCUAA